UUUUGAUCCCAUCAUUUGUAUCAAUUGAUUAAGUACUGUUAUCCACUAGAUAAAAGCCAAGCAAUCAAAGGAGUGAAUUACAGAGAUGGCCAGGGAUGUCGGGAGACAAGUUAGGGCAAAUGGGGGCAGAAAAAGGGAUGAGUCAUUGUUGACUCGAAUGGUUAAUGCUGUCUUUUCUUUUGUGAAAUUUGCAGAAUUUGAGAUACUCUUCUUUUUCUUCUUCCUUAUUGCUUUUAUCAUCUUCAAAGAUCUUACAUCAAGGCCUGAGUACAACCAAAUUCUUGUGAAGAAGCCCGAUGGCAUGGAUUUCUGGGCUUACUAGAAAGCAUUGGGAGGGGUUUCUGCCAAUUUUCUGUUACUUAUAGAAUUUUACAGGGAAAAUGUUGUGUAAUUUCAUAUGAAAAUCAAUAGAAAACAUGUUCCAGGACCCUCGUUCUCCUCAUGUACUGAUGUUGUAGAAUGAAGCAUAUGUAUGAGAUUAUAUGUGAUGCUAUAUAGAAGAAGCUUGGUUCCUUCUUCCUAGGAUAAUACCCAAUGCCAACUGCUAAUUGUGUCCACUGAUUAUGUUUGGAAUAUAGAGAGAUGAUGUAUUUGAAACUGAUCAUGGCUUGUAUAGUUUGAUGACUUUCUGAGAUUUUGAAAAUGGUUCAUUUUUCA
Jatropha curcas is the source of this 657-nucleotide messenger RNA. Its product is annotated as GRIP/coiled-coil protein. Gene Ontology annotation, biological process: response to oxidative stress. Lineage: Eukaryota; Viridiplantae; Streptophyta; Magnoliopsida; Malpighiales; Euphorbiaceae. The record is from RefSeq and is a predicted model, not a curated record.